UUAGAGAAAAGGCAACAUAAUUUUACUAUAAAAGCCUCGAAAACAUAGUCGUUCAUUAACUAAUCUUUCGAACAUACAUACGAGUACUACUAUCGACGAGUUAAAAAAUGAAUUUCUUCAGCUUAUUUUCUGUGAUUGUCCUUUUUGUGACUAUUACCAGUUUCUACACAGCGAACGCUGCAGCUAUCGUAACAGCAGCAACGCCGGCAACAGCCGCAACACCAGCACCAUUACUGCUGUUAAAGGCAACAGCAGCAACGCCGGCAACAGCCGCAACACCAGCACCAUUACUGCUGUUAAAGGCAACAGCAGCAACGCCGGCAACAGCUGCUACACCAGCACCAUUACUGCUAGUAAAGGCAACAGCAGCAACUCCAGCAACACCAGCACCAGCUGCAGUAGCAGCAUUAAAAGCAACAGCAGCAACGCCAGCACCAGUAGCAACAGCCGCAACACCAGCACCAGCUGCAGUAGCAGCAUUAAAAGCAACAGCAGCAACGCCAACACCAGUAGCAACAGCCGCAACACCAGCACCAGCUGCAGCCCGCAAAUAAUGCUGCGGCAAGACGUUGGCGUGCUAGAAGGCGAAUUCAAGCUCGCAGAAGAAGGCAAUCACAAUGAAGAUGAGCUCAAGUUAGAGCACAAAGACAACAAUAAUAGCGAAGACAAAGAAGAAGAAGAUAACAGUUUACAGAAAUUGAUAUCCACUCUUUUUGUCGGCUAUAAUUUUUGGAGUUUGUCUAUGUAUGUAUUUAUGUAUGUAUGUAUGCAUUUGUGUAUGAGUAUAAGCCAAAGGCAACGAAUCGUCAAUUAAAUCGUGAAAUUACAAAAAUUUCAGAGAACCAGUUUGUUUUUUGACUUAAAUUUUAUGCAUUAGUGCAAACGUAGACGUUGUUGUGGGUUUUAACGUGGCGGUACCCAAACCACUAAAAAUUCACCAUAUAAAAAUCGUACUAGGCGAUUUCAAUGCCAAGGUGGACAAAAAAGAGAUCUUUGACGCCAUUGUAGAAAAAUUGAGCCUGCAAGGUU
This is a messenger RNA of Rhagoletis zephyria (snowberry fruit fly), 1029 nucleotides long. RefSeq names its product ice-structuring glycoprotein-like. NCBI's taxonomy places the organism in Eukaryota, Metazoa, Arthropoda, Insecta, Diptera, Tephritidae. The record is from RefSeq and is a predicted model, not a curated record.